AUGUCGGUCUCAAACGAUCAGAUCGAAAACUAUCCUCGCCCCGGCAAGACCGCCAUCGUCACUGGCGGUUCUUCUGGACUUGGACAAACGAGCGCCAUUGCACUAGCGCGAGCCGGCUGGAAUGUCACCGUCACUGGCCGACGCGAAAAGGAGCUUCAAGAAACCGCGAGAUUGCUCGACGAGGCUGCUGGUCGUGAGGGCGCUGGCUUUUACGUCGCUGGUGACAUCACCAAGGAGGACGUAGUCCUGCGUGUCUUCAAGGAGACAGCCGACAAGUUCGGCAGAGUCGACCUUGUCUUUUGCAAUGCAGGUAUCUCUCCUCCCAAUGUGCCCCUCGCUGAACAGAAGUUGUCGGAUUGGCAAGCUACCGUCGACGUCAACCUGACUGCGCCUUACCUAUGCUCUCGCGAGGCCUUCCGAUACAUGGAGAAGCAGCAGCCACAAGGCGGGCGUAUCAUCAUCAACGGAAGCAUCAGCGCCCAUGCUCCACGCCCAUUCUCGUCUCCUUACACAGCAACAAAGACAGCUAUGAACGGUCUGACCAAGUCCUUGUCGCUUGACGGUAGGAAGUUCAACAUCGCCGUGACACAGAUUGAUAUUGGUAAUGCAGCGUCUGAGAUGACGGCCAAGAUCAAGUCCGGACCUGGUGUUCCUCAAGCGGAUGGCUCUAUGCGCCACGAACCAAUUAUGGACCGCGAAUGGGUCGGAAAGGAGAUCGUACACAUCGCAGAGAUGCCUCUGGGUGUCAACGUUGCCAACGUUACCAUUCAGGCAACGAACAUGCCCAGCCACGUCGGCCGUGGUUGA
Messenger RNA from Ustilago hordei, 807 nucleotides. RefSeq lists its product as uncharacterized. The coding region runs from base 1 to 807 and encodes 268 amino acids. Gene Ontology annotation, molecular function: oxidoreductase activity. The record is from RefSeq and is a predicted model, not a curated record. NCBI's taxonomy places the organism in Eukaryota, Fungi, Basidiomycota, Ustilaginomycetes, Ustilaginales, Ustilaginaceae. The transcript has 5 exons.